Cuscuta epithymum is the source of this 2585-nucleotide messenger RNA. NCBI's taxonomy places the organism in Eukaryota, Viridiplantae, Streptophyta, Magnoliopsida, Solanales, Convolvulaceae. The record is from the annotation of a GenBank genome assembly.
AUUCUUUGUGGAUCAUAUCUUCAUAAAGCUCUUCAAUUUUUUUUGCUGCGGAGUAUUCUAUCAGUCUAUGGAUAACCAAACUGAAGUAUCUACUGAUCCAGCUUUAACCUUCCUUUGCGCCAGGGGAUCUAUAGAUUUAGUGACGCAGUAUUUAUUUAUCCCAAAGUAAGAAGAACGAAAAUUGAAUCAUGCCGACGAGUUAUGGCGAUAAAUUUGGUAAGAAUUUGAUGUCUUUAUUCAUAUACGGUGUGGGUGGAGUUUGAAAAAGUAAUCGACGGGACGGCGGGGGUGAUUAAUUCCAUUUUAUUUUCGGUUAGCAUCUUCAGGGUUAUGGUCACCGCAACAUCGGUUGGUUUUGCGCUUACUGGUCCUCACAGGAUUGGGGCUUGGAACCGGAACAGUAAUUUCUUCAUAUCUACGCCUGAAAAAGAAGGUGGGGGAUGAUGAUGGCUACACAGAGGAGGACCUAAUAAGUGCAAUGCCAAGUGAUAUAUUGUGCUCCAUCCUCUCACGGCUGGAUACAAAAGAUGUGGUUAGGACUAGCAUAUUGAGUAGUAGAUGGAGUAACCUCUAUCUUUUUCUGCCUUAUUAUUCUUUUAGCUGCCGAUGCUCGUUCGAGAUUCCUUUCCGUGGCCAGUGUAGCUGUACAGCUGAGUACAGGAAGGAAUUUAUGACUGUCUUGGAUCGUUUUUUUCGAAUGCCGAGAGGAGCUGGCUGUGAAAAGAUUAAAUCUUUCUGCCUGUCAUUGUGUGUGAAUAGAGAUUUCACGUGUCACAUUGAGCGUUGGGUGCGCCAGAUUGCUGGAUUGGGUGUGGAAGAGCUUACGCUCAGGUUGUGUUGUCAACAACAUACAAAACAUAUCACAUUUCCACUCCAGAAGCUUUUAUGCGAAGCAGCAGCACCGAUGCUCAAAUCUCUGCAUUUGGCCGCAUGCAUCCUGGAACCCUUCAAUCCCCAACACCCUUUCAAAUCUCUAACAUCCUUAAGGCUGGGUUAUAUCGAAUCAGUUGAUGUGCAGGGCGUGUUGUCAUCAUGUCCGGAACUUGAGUCUCUAACAUUGGAGUAUUGCUGUCUUCCUUCUAAGCUGUUCAUUGGCGGAGGGAAACAACUGAAGUUGAAAUCAUUAAUCAUUUAUAGGUGCCAUGGGGGGGUCAAUGAGAUAUCUUUAUGUGCUGAAAACCUUGUAAUCUUGGAAGUUCAGUUAUGGAUAGAUUCAACAAUGAAGUUUCCUCACCCUACCAAUGCUCCCAAGCUCCAGCAUGUCAACAUCACGGUAAUGCGCUCCGAUGAUAUGUGUGACAUCAUUAGAUGGGUAGGAAAGGAUUGUCCUCAGGUUGAAUCUCUUUAUCUUGAUUUGCCGUUUGGAAACCACGCUUGUGCAUAUAGUUUGCCGCGCGAGGUGCCCACAUUUGGUCAUAUGAGGCAGCUUUACAUACUAAUGGAGUUCAAUGAGUUGUUUGAUGUGACUCAAGUUGCUGCUUUAAUCACGGGCUGUCCACUGCUUCAGAGAUUGCAUUUAGUGGGAAGGGGGAGAAAACCAUGCUAUCUUCGUAUUGGAGAGAGAGCAUCUCUCGGAAAUCAUCAUCUUCAUCUUCAUCUUAAAGAAGUAGAAUUUGGUGGGUUCCUUGGUUUGGAGAAUGAGGUUGCUUUGGUAUUGUAUAUCCUGAAAAAUGCUUUGGCUCUUGAGAGGAUGGUGUUAUGCAGGGAUUAUAGGUGGUAUACUGGUGCUAGUAAAGGAGGAAGAUGGGAGGAGAGAAAAGAUUACAAAGGGCCUACAUGGUUGAAAAAUCCACCAUAUACUGUAACAUUUGAUGAAAGCAAAUUACAAACAAUCCAUCAGCAACUGAGAGGGCAGGCUGCUUCUCCAACGGCACAAGUGAUCGUCAUUUAGGAUGUGGUCUUAAGUGCUCCAUCCAUUUUUCGCUUCUAAGUUCUAACUUGCUCAGUUUUUUUUGGGAAAAUCAUUGUUUUUUGGGAAAAUCAUUGUUUUUUGGGAAAACUGUCAAAUAGGUCCUCAAACUUUCAUAAAAAAGUCAAUUAAGUCCUUCUACAGGAGACACUGUCCGGGCGCCGCGAUUUGGGGCAGUUCCCGGUGGAAUUUUUUGAUGAAAAUUUUUGAGCAUCUUAUUCAUCAAGUCUAGUUUACUCAUACCAAAUUUCAGCUAAAAAUGUAAUCGAGAGCGCAUUCAAAUUAAUUCGAGAACGCAAAAAUGUGCAGUUAUCUUCAAGAAUUAAUUUGAAUGUGUUCCCGAUUGAAUUUUUAGCUGAAAUUUGGUAUGAGUAAACUAGACUUGGUGAAUAAGAUGCUCAAAAAAUUUCAUCAAAAAAUUUCACCGGGAACUUCCCCAAAUCGCGACGGCCGGACAGAACCUCCUAUAGAAGGACUUAAUUGACCUUUUUAUGAAAGUUCGAGGACCUAUUUAACAGUUUUCCCUUGUUUUUUUAUAAUGUCUGAUUCUCUCCUUUUGUUUGGCGGAAAGAGAGAUUUAUUAUACGUAGUUUAUAAAUAAAGGAGACUACAAAGCUAAAGAGAUAAUCACAAAUGAGAGAAAAGAUAAUGAAAAGGCAAAAAGAGUUUUAAAAUU